CUUAUCUUGAAUUCACAAAGCCAAUCUCAUUCAUCUCCUUCAUUUACUCACAGACUUCCAUCUCACAAUGCCGAUUCAAAAGCUGAAAGUUGGUAUGGCUGGUCUGGGCCGGAUAGGCAAGGUCCAUGUCCACAACUUCCUUCACCAAACCCCACGGGCCGAAGUUGUCGCCGCCUUCUCCCCCGAUCCUGCCGAGAUUACAUGGGGUAGACAACACCUAGAGCCUUAUGGAGUUACGUUAUAUGAUAACUAUGACAUGAUGCUGGAGCACCCCGGCUUGCAAGCAGUCGUCAUCGGGACGGCGACCUCGGUGCAUGCCGAGGAGACGAUGAAAGCUAUCGAUCGGGACCUGCAUGUUCUUUGUGAGAAGCCAUUGUCAAUUGAUGUGGAAGUGUGCAGAGCAGUUGCACAGAAGGCUAAGACCAAGCCACACUUGAAGGUGAUGUGUGGCUUUUCUCGGAGAUUCGAUGACUCCUAUCGCGAGGUUUAUGAUAAGAUCAGCCAGGGAAUGAUUGGACGUCCCUCCAUCGUGAGAAGCCAGACUUGUGACAAAUACGACCCCUCGGGCUUCUACGUGGCUUACGCAGCGUGGUCGGGUGGUGUGUUUGUUGACAUGUCGGUCCAUGAUAUCGACCUGACCUUGUGGUUCAUGGGAGAGGACUCGGUCCCCAAGAGCAUUUCCGCCCACGGAAUCACGGCUGUCCAGCCAGAGUUGAAGAAGUACAACGACUACGACAACGCAGUCGGAAUUGUUGAGUUUCACAAUGGCAAAAUCGCCUACUACUACUGCUCUCGAAUGAUGCCCCAUGGACAAGAAGAUACGACCGAAGUUAUUGGCACCGAGGGGAAGCUGUCUGUUAACAUCAACCCGCAACGCAACUUCGUCAACUACUACCACAACGGCGGCAUCACGCGCGAGGUCCCUGCGAAUUUCCACGGGCGCUUCGGAGGUGCCUUUGUGAACGAGGCAAACGAAUUCACUGCCUGUUGCUUAGACAACAAACCACUGCCCCUCAAGCUGUCUAAUGCAGUCAAAGCUGUUGAGAUUGGCGCAUACCUUCAGGAGGCAUUGGUGACAGGGAAGCAGAUCCACUUUGAUGAGAUUGGUAGAAGGAUUGAGAAGGCUCAGUUGUAGGAUGGAUUCUAUAUCCGGCCUGCUCCAAGAUAUUAAAGCUUCUUUCAAUGUUUGAAUCUAGAAAAUGAUCCAAGAUGUAAUGAAUACCUAGCUGUUCUUCGUAGACAAACACUGCUUCCUCACUACUACUUAAGUACUAAGAGUUGAAUUAAGCUGGGGAAAUUGCACUAUUCCGAAAACGGCAUCCCCGCAUUCCGGAUUCAACCCAGGGAGAUCAUCGAAU
This is a messenger RNA of Aspergillus welwitschiae, 1358 nucleotides long. Its product is annotated as putative NAD binding Rossmann fold oxidoreductase. The transcript is spliced from 2 exons. Gene Ontology annotation, cellular component: cytoplasm. Lineage: Eukaryota; Fungi; Ascomycota; Eurotiomycetes; Eurotiales; Aspergillaceae. Bases 68 to 1135 code for a protein of 355 amino acids. Gene Ontology annotation, molecular function: nucleotide binding; oxidoreductase activity. The record is from RefSeq and is a predicted model, not a curated record. Gene Ontology annotation, biological process: NADPH regeneration.